Messenger RNA from Malus domestica (apple), 1086 nucleotides. RefSeq names its product brassinosteroid-regulated protein BRU1-like. Gene Ontology annotation, biological process: cell wall biogenesis; xyloglucan metabolic process. NCBI's taxonomy places the organism in Eukaryota, Viridiplantae, Streptophyta, Magnoliopsida, Rosales, Rosaceae. Gene Ontology annotation, molecular function: xyloglucan:xyloglucosyl transferase activity; hydrolase activity, hydrolyzing O-glycosyl compounds. The record is from RefSeq and is marked provisional. Gene Ontology annotation, cellular component: cell wall; apoplast.
CAUUUCUUCUUGAAGCUCAUUAUUCUCUUGCUACGUCUGUCUGUCUACAGUAUCCACACUACAUUCAUCAGAAUGUGUUCUUGCAAGCUCCCAGUGAAUAUGGUGCUUUUUCUUUUUUUGUUCACAACUUCUCUGAUGCUCAUGGCUGCCUCAGCUGGUAAUUUCUACCAAGACUUUGACGUUACAUUUGGCGAUGGACGUGCCAAGAUACUCAAUGGAGGACAGCUUCUCACGCUCAACCUUGACCAGGCUUCAGGGUCUGGUUUCAAGUCCAAAAAUGAGUACUUAUUUGGAAGGAUUGAUAUGCAGAUCAAGUUGGUCGCUGGGAAUUCGGCUGGAACCGUCACUGCCUACUAUUUAUCCUCUGAAGGUCCAACUCAUGAUGAAAUCGACUUUGAGUUUUUGGGAAAUGUAUCUGGAGAUCCCUACACUCUCCAUACCAAUGUGUUCAGCCAAGGAAAAGGGAACAGAGAACAGCAGUUUCAACUUUGGUUUGAUCCCACAAAUGCCUUCCACACUUACUCCAUUGUAUGGAACUCCCAACGCAUUAUAUUCUUGGUGGACAACAUUCCAAUCAGAGUGUUCAACAACCUGGAAUCAGUUGGAGUCCCAUUCCCUAAAAACCAGCCCAUGAGGAUUUACUCAAGCUUAUGGAAUGCAGAUGACUGGGCAACAAGAGGUGGCCUUGUCAAGACAGACUGGACCAAAGCUCCUUUCACUGCCUCUUACAGAAACUUCAAGGCCAAUGCUUGUACUGCUGAUUCAUCAUCCUCAUGUGCCUCCACUGCAUCUACCAAUUCAGUAGGAGACAGUGCAUGGCAGACUCAAGGUCUUGAUGCAGCAGGCCGAAACCGGCUUCGAUGGGUGCAACAAAAGUUCAUGAUCUACAACUACUGCAAUGACCUUAAACGUUUCCCACAAGGCCUCCCAGCUGAAUGCAGAAGAUCAAGGUUCUAAAGAUCCAGAUAUAGUGCCAUCACAUAUUCCCUCUUUUGCAAGUACGCAGCAUUCAUUCUUUUGUGUAAUUAGCUUCAUUUUAUGAAGCACUCCUUUUUCCUUCUGCAAAUAAAGAUUUUGUAAUGUGAC